Molecule: messenger RNA, 621 nt
Organism: Staurois parvus
Lineage: Eukaryota; Metazoa; Chordata; Amphibia; Anura; Ranidae
Source: the annotation of a GenBank genome assembly
AUGAUUGGGAGGGGAUUGGAACACCUGAAUCACAUGAUAUGGAGGGGAUUGGAACACCUGAAUCACAUGAUUGGGAGGGGAUUGGAACACCUGAAUCACAUGAUAUGGAGGGGAUUGGAACACCUGAAUCACAUGAUUUGGAGGGGAUUGGAACACCUGAAUCACAUGAUUUGGAGGGGAUUGGAACACCUGAAUCACAUGAUAUGGAGGGGAUUGGAACACCUGAGUCACAUGAUAUGGAGGGGAUUGGAACACCUGAAUCACAUGAUUGGGAGGGGAUUGGAACACCUGAAUCACAUGAUAUGGAGGGGAUUGGAACACCUGAAUCACAUGAUUGGGAGGGGAUUGGAACACCUGAAUCACAUGAUAUGGAGGGGAUUGGAACACCUGAAUCACAUGAUUGGGAGGGGAUUGGAACACCUGAAUCACGUGAUAUGGAGGGGAUUGGAACACCUGAAUCACAUGAUUGGGAGGGGAUUGGAACACCUGAAUCACGUGAUAUGGAGGGGAUUGGAACACCUGAAUCACAUGAUUGGGAGGGGAUUGGAACACCUGAAUCACAUGAUUGGGAGGGAGGGCGGGGCCAAUACUUGGGACAAUAUAGUGUAUCUGUAUCUGGAA